UUAGGUCUUUUGUGCAGUGCUUCUGGCCUUCGGGAGGGACAACGAGGCGCGAGCCAUGGCGAUGGCUGAAGAGAAGGCGGGUAAGGAAGGUUUUGAGCUGCUGGGCUCGCCGACCUUCAAUGAGCUGGAGAAUGGUCGCUUCAGAUGCGUUGAAACUGGACAUGAACUGUUCGCCAAGGACAUGGACUCCUACUCUCACAGCAAAAAGUGCCGAUUAGGUCUCAUUGACUUUGCGUUGUCCCAUAAUAAGCCCCCUUGCAAUAUGUUCAAGCAAGACCCACUCUCCCGUUCAAAGUUGAUAUGUAAAUUGACUGGAGACACCGUCAACAAGUCAGAGGAACAUAUCUGGAAGCAUAUGAAUGGGAAAAGAUUUCUCAAUAAACUAGAGCAAAAGGAAGCGGAGAAGUUGUCAUGUGAUGGAAUGGAAGAAGAAGAGAGCAAACCAAGGCCACUAAGUGCAGAUGGUGGGAAGACGGAUAAGAAAAAGAAGAAGAAGAAGGAGGACAAGGACAUUGAAGAUAUCAAACCUGAAGUACGGAAGUCUUCUAAUGAGGACAGUGACUCUGAAGAGGCAGAAUUCUGGAUGCCUCCUGUUGGAGAUCGCUGGGACUUUGAUGAUGGAAGAGAUCGGUGGGGUUCAGGAACAGAGUCGGAGCAGGAAAGUGAAGAGGCCAAUGAAAUCGAUGUUGCUGCAGAUGGGAAUUCCAAGGAUUCGGAAGAGCUAUCUUCUCGGACAAAAAGAAUGUCUAUAGAAAUAGGACCCAGUAGCUUUGCCUCAAGGAAGAAGAAAAGUAAGAAGGACCUCCAAAGCUAGUAUCGGCUGGUAAUAUCAGUUUUGUGGCUGUGCUGUAUAGCAUGGAAGAUGUAGGACUGGGCUGACAGUCCAUAAACUAAAUUAUGUCAAUGGAGGUUAUAAGCUUGAACGAAUAGAAAGUAACGGUUUUCAAGUGAAGCAUAUUCAAGAUUGAAGGCUAUACAUUAUGUUCUGUAAGAUAAAUGACUCUUAACAUUUUUGUUGGUUGCAGCUUCGUUGCUAUAGUUGCCGCUCUUUUAUUCUUUGCUUCUUUGGGACUGGUAGCAAGUUUCACCGUUCAUGUUUUAGUCAUUUCAGAAUUUAAUUCAUGAUUUCAUCUGCUACAGCCUAAUAGUCAUGGAUCUUCAUUUGAUGUCUUGCUUGCGAUAUUCGUGUAAAGCCUUGUAACUUGCCAAAGUGAAGCACCAUGUAUUAAUUAAUAGACGAUCUCAUUUUCGACCGCUUUGAUCUACAGAGAGACCCCGGAUCGUUGAAGCAAAACGAGGGGAGAAUCUUAAGGAGUGCAGACUAGAGCAAGCCAAUAAUAGUAUAGUCAUUUAAAUUUUAUUUGACACCGCAUAAUUUUGCGUGGGUUGGUGGGGAAAAAAUGCUUUUUGUCAUGGCAAGAUGUAAUUUUGUAGAAGGUUUGAAAACCGUUUUAUAAGCUCUCACUCUCAGUGUUUCUGUGGAAAUUCUGAAAUGGGCCAUUUAAUGUGAGAUUUUUCCUUA
Molecule: messenger RNA, 1522 nt
Organism: Neltuma alba
Lineage: Eukaryota; Viridiplantae; Streptophyta; Magnoliopsida; Fabales; Fabaceae
Product: surfeit locus protein 2-like
Exons: 5
Coding region: 56-814 (252 amino acids)
Source: RefSeq, a predicted model, not a curated record